AUGGAAAAGACGGCACGAAAAAAAACAAGCUUGAAAGAUGAAUUAGAACUUUACAACUUCUUAUCGACCGUAUACUAUUGGGACGUGUUAGUGUACAUCUUCAUCUGUUUAUGGGACAAAGAAAAGUACUUAUAUGACAACGCCAACAGUAAACUAGCUUUUCAGCUUAAAAGUGACAUGGAGAAGUUGUAUCAAUGUCGCGGAACACGAGUAGAUGACGUUAACCGGGCAGAGGGGUUACUCGAUAAAUUCAUGCGAUCACGGGCUAAGAAGGAGGAUUGCGAUCGUUUUAUUCGCAAAGCCCAUGCAAAUGUGGCAUAUAAAAAGAUUACCCUACCGAUACGCUUCGAGGAUACCAUCAGACAUAUGUCGUCCGAUCAUCGAAGCUCGCUCAUGCAAACCUGUAUGCAACUGCUUCGCAACCGCGCAUCCACAGCUAAACGAGCGUAUACAAACAAGGACGGUAAGAAUGUGAACCUUGAAGAUGCGAAUGCAGACGGCGAUAUAGAAGCGGAUAAUCUGGACUCUCUCAGAUACCAAGCAAGUUUAAGUAACUUAACCAAUUUUAGGUGGACGGAUGAUGACGAUAAUAAUGCUGUUCAUUUGACGGAAGAUAUCAACAGCUUUCGUUUAUUUCUGGAAGAUUUUACAAGAGUUAAGGGCCGAGAUAUUACAUUCCACGAACAAGAGGCCAGAAAACUCCUAGAAGAGUAUAAAUGCGGAGAGGGAGGAAGCUUGAAAUCAACUUUAUCCUCGGUAUUAGCGCGUCGCGUAGUGGAGUUAGUACAGGAUUCUAUAGAUAAAUAUUUCCGUCAAACCAAAUUUGACACGAAGAUUGAAGUUGAUGUGGCCGCGACUGAUAUCGGCACGAGUUCAUCCCAUAACGCUGCAGACACUCUGGACAAUUUUAAUUCUGAAAACCUAGAGGCAGAAAUAGUCGGAACUACGAAAAAACUUACGAAAUUGCUAAAUCGUUUUGUUGAUAUUCGUGAAGGCAAUGAUGUACUAAGUCAGGUUGUGUCUGCCCAAAUUCGCCAACGGGUCCACGCGAUUUUAGGAUUCCGUGGGUUUUCAAACGAGAACCAUGGAGUAAUCAAAUCCAUUACUGAAGAAGUCAUUGAACUAAUGAAUAAAUACCGAACGAUUACUGAUAAAACCAAGUUAGAACAGUCGGAAAAAGAUGCAGUACGUAUCGUGCGGGAUUUCAUCUGCAUAUUUAUAUUUCGACUACAAGCACAAGAACCGGUUCCGACGGUUGAGUUUAUUGAGGCGGGCGAGAAAUUCGAUAGAGGAGUAAUGGAAGGUUCCGCUGAUGAGAAAAAGUGUAGAAAUGCACGGGUGGAACUAUGUUGGUUCCCGGUAAUAUCGACCGACAUUGGUGAUAGCAAAAAGCGGAAGACGUACAGUAAAGCGAGAGUAUUACUAAAAUAUAGCGAGGAGGAAGACGACGAAGAGUAUUCUAACAGUGAAGAGUCAGAAUCAGCGGAAUCUGAGUCGGAAGAAUCGACUGAUACUGAUGCUGCUGUAGCUUUUGAUAAAAAUGAGGCUAAAACAGGAGCGGAAAUUGUUAGUGAUGUUAGUGAUGUUGACAAUACCGUUGGCGUUGAUGUUGUUAAUGUCGACAGUGAUUCCUCCAAGAAUGAAUCAGAUUCCGAAGCGCAAAACGCGAUGAUUAAUAAUAGUAUUGGUAACACCAACGAAUAG
Messenger RNA from Paraglomus occultum, 1704 nucleotides. The record is from the annotation of a GenBank genome assembly. NCBI's taxonomy places the organism in Eukaryota, Fungi, Glomeromycota, Glomeromycetes, Paraglomerales, Paraglomeraceae.